This is a messenger RNA of Closterium sp. NIES-65, 2571 nucleotides long. Lineage: Eukaryota; Viridiplantae; Streptophyta; Zygnematophyceae; Desmidiales; Closteriaceae. The record is from the annotation of a GenBank genome assembly.
AUGCAUCCGCCUGCCGCAUCGCAGCUGCAUCGCCCAGAAGGCACACAUGCCCCCACCUUCUUCCCCUCUCAGUUCAGUGCCUCCCCUCUCUCAUCCCGUCCACCCCUCACCACCCCUUCCCUCCCCUCUCUCAUCAGUCCUCCCUCUCUAGUCCCUCACUCUCCUCUCCCAUUACCGUCCUCUCCUCUCGCAUCCCUCCCGUCCCUCUCUCCUCCCAUCCCCCCCUCUCUCAUCCGUCCCUCUCAUUUCUCAUCCCGUCCUCUCCUCUGUCAACCCUCACUCACCUCUCUCGUUACGGCCUCCCCUCUCUCAUCCAUCCCUCUCCACAAUCAUCCCGUCCUCGCCUCACUCAUCCCUCCCUCUCCUUUCCCAUCCCGUCCUCUCAUCUCAUAUCCCUCACUCUCAUCUCUUAUCCCUCCCUCUCCACUAUCAUCUCGUUCCCUCCUCUAUCAUCCCUCCGUCUCGUCUCUCAUCCCUCCCGUCCCUUUCUCCUCCCUUCCCACACUCUCUCAACCCUCCCUCUCCAUUCUCAUCACGUACUCUCCUCUCUCGUCACGGCCUCCCCUCUCCCAUCCCUUCCUCUCCACCAGCAUCCCGUCCUCCCCACACAUAUGCCUCCCUCUCCUUUCCCAUCCCGUCCUCUAUGGCUCAUCCCUCGCUCGCAUCUCUCAUCCCUCGCUCGCAUCUCUCAUCCCUCGCUCGCAUCUCUCAUCCCUCGCUCUCAUCUCUCAUCCCGUCCUCCCCCUCUCAUCCCUCCAUCUAUCGUCCCUUCCUCCGCUCUCUCAUCCCGUCCUCCCCUCUCUCCUCCCGUCCUCUCCUCUCUCCUCCAGUCCUCUCCUCUCCCAUCUCGUCCCCCCCUCUCUCAUCCCUCCCUCUCCACUCUCAUCCCUCUGUUCGCCACGAUGUGGGAUCCCCGCCGCCGCUGGGUGGCUGCCUCGCCACCCCGCUAUUGCAAUCUGCGCCACGCCGACGCGCCGCCUCAACGGCUUGCGUCGUCCAGGUCGCGCCUCAUCGCCUACGCCUCCACCGCCGCCUCGUUACCUCCAAGGAUAUAACCCGCUCCCACUUCCGUUCCCAUCUCUCCCAGGGUCGCAACUCCCUUUUCCCCCAUGUCGCACUUCCCCUUUCCCCCAAGUCGCACUUCCCCUUUCAGCCGGCUCGCACUUCAACUUCCCCACGGCUCGCUUAUCGGCUUCACCCCAUGACGCAGUACCUCUUCACCCAGGUCGCUCCACCCCUUUUCGACGGGUCGCACUCCCCCUUCCCCUCCACUUCCCCUACCCACCCAUGUCGCUCUCCCCUCACCCACAGGUCUCACUUCCCCUUCCCCUCCACUUCCCCUACCCCCGCAGGUCGCUCAUCCCCUUUCUCCCCGGUCGCCAUUCCAACCCCCCCCCCCCCCAUGUCGCUCCUCCCUGUCCCCCAGGUCGCACCCCCCCUUUCCCCCAUGCCACACCUCCCUGUUCCCCCCCACAGAGCACCUUAUCACUCCCUCACAAUGCACUACCCCUCCCAUCCCUUUGCUUCCUCUCCCCUCCAAUCCCUUUUACUAUCUUCGCUUCCCAUCCCUCCCCUCCCCUUCUACAGGCCUCCCUGCACUUCCUAUGCCCCUCUCCUCACAUCCCUCUCCGCUCUCGUCCCGUCCCCCGCUCUCCCCUCCCUCUCCGCUCUGAUCCCUUACUCUGCUCACUCAUCCCUGCCCCGCCAUCCCUCGUGACAUGUCCUCCCCUCUCUCAUCCCUCCCUCUUCACUCCGCUCGCAUCCCGUCCUCCCAUCUCUCAUUUCUCGCGGAUCUCUCUCAUCCCGUCCUGCGCUCUCCCACCCGUGACUCUCCGCUCUCAUCCCAUCCUCCGCCCUCUCAUCCCUCCUUCUCUGCUCUCGUCCCGCCCUCCCCUCUCUCAACAACUUCCCUCUUUGCUCUCAUCCCGUCGACCGCUCUCCCUCCCCUGUAUCCCAUCCCUCAUCCCGUCCGCCGCUAUCUCUUCCCUUCCUCUCCUCUACAAUCCCCUCCUCCGCUCCCUCACGCCUCCCUCUCCUCACCUAUCCUGUCUGCCGCUCUCUCAUCACUCCCGAUGCCCGUGUUCCCCACUCCCCCGCAGGGCGUGUCGCCCCUGUUUCUCAUCCGGGCCGUGCUCUACCCCGCGCUGCAGGGUGCACGGGCCUCGGUCUCAGGCUCACACGUCCCUCCGCCCUUCUCUCAUCCCCUCCUCCCAUCUCUCCUCCCCUCCUUCCCUCCCUCGCCCGCUCCUCCCAUCGCUCAUCCCCUCCUCCCCUCUCUCAUACCCUCUUCCCUCUCUCAUCCGCUCCUCCCCUCCCUCAUCCCCUCCUCCACACUCUCAUCCCCUCCCUCCUCAUCCCCUCCCCCUCUCUCAUCCCCUCCCUCUUUCUCUCAUUCCCGCCUCCCCAUCACUCCUCCCCUCCUUCCUUCUCUUAUCCCGCCCUCCCCUCUCUCAUUUCCUCCUCCCCUCUCUUUUCGCGUCCUCCCCUCUCUCAUCCCCUCCUCCCCUCUCUCAUCCCCUCCUCACGUGGUCACGGGUGUCAUCUCCCAACAAAUCUGAACACUCCACGUAA